Cebus imitator (Panamanian white-faced capuchin) is the source of this 1304-nucleotide messenger RNA. Its product is annotated as olfactory receptor 5AK2. The record is from RefSeq and is a predicted model, not a curated record. Gene Ontology annotation, cellular component: membrane. The transcript has a single exon. Gene Ontology annotation, biological process: G protein-coupled receptor signaling pathway; sensory perception of smell. NCBI's taxonomy places the organism in Eukaryota, Metazoa, Chordata, Mammalia, Primates, Cebidae. Gene Ontology annotation, molecular function: olfactory receptor activity; odorant binding. Bases 385 to 966 code for a protein of 193 amino acids.
GUCCUUCUUUUGGUCCUUUCUAGACUUUUGGUAGCCAUGCCACGAGGAAACAGCACUGAAGUAACUGAAUUCUAUCUUCUGGGAUUUGGAGCCCAGCAUGAAUUUUGGUGUAUCCUCUUCAUUGUAUUCCUUCUCAUCUAUGUGACCUCUAUAGUGGGUAAUACUGGAAUGAUCUUACUCAUCAACACAGAUUCCAGAUUUCAAACACCCAUGUACUUUUUUCUACAACAUUUGGCUUUUGUUGACAUCUGUUACACUUCUGCUAUCACUCCCAAGAUGCUCCAAAGCUUCACAUAAGAAAAUAUUUUGAUAUCAUUUCAGGGCUGUGUGAUACAAUUAUUGGUUUAUACAACCUUUGCAACCAGUGACUGUUAUAUCCUAGCUAUGAUGGCAGUGGACCGUUAUGUUGCCAUCCGUAAGCCGCUUCACUAUUCUGUAAUCAUGUCCCGAACAGUCUGCAUCCAAUUGGUAGCUGGUUCAUACAUCAUGGGCUCAAUUAAUGCCUCUGUGCAAACAGGUUUUUCAUUUUCACAGUCCUUCUGCACAUCCAAUAACAUCAACCACUUUUUCUGUGAUGUUCCCCCAAUUCUUUCUCUUUCAUGCUCCAACAUUGACAUCAACAACAUGCUACUUGUUGUCUUCGUGGGAUUUAACUUGAUGUUCACUGGGUUGGUCAUCAUCUUUUCCUACAUCUACAUCAUGGCCACCAUCCUGAAGAUGUCUUCUACCUCAGGGAGGAAAAAAUCUUUCUCCACAUGUGCAUCCCACCUGACAGCAGUUACCAUUUUCUAUGGGACACUCCCUUACAUGUACUUACAGUCUCAUUCUAAUAAUGCCCAGAAAAAUAUGAAAGUGUCAUCUAUAUUUUAUGGCACUGUUAUUCACAUGUUGAAUCCUUUAAUCUAUAGCUUGAGAAAUAACGAAGUAAAAGAAGCUUUAACAGUGAUAGGAAAAAAGUUCUUUUAAAUUAGCCCCAGUUCUUAACAUUCAUGUCAACAAAUCAUCCAGCACAGCUGUUCUGCCAAAAAUUUAAUGUUUUUACAAUAGGAAACAUGUAGAAAGAUGUCAAAUUAAUAGUCUAACAUCACUUCUGGAGGAAUUAGAAAAACAAGAGCAAAUCAACCACAAAACUAGCAGAAGAAAUAACUAAAAUCAGAAAAGAACUGAACAAAAUUGAGACCCCAAAAAUUUAUGCAAAGAAUGAAUGAAACCAAAAUUUGGUUUAUUGAAAGGAUAAAUAAGAUUGGUAGGCUGCUAACUGGAUUCACAAAGAAAAAAGGAAAGAUCCAAAUAAGCACAACCAG